AGCUGCUGCGCAUGCGCACUCGUGAGAGUACAUCCGGGAACUUCCGGGAAGCCCGUCAGCCAAUAUGGCGGAGUCCUCCUUGGGGAAUUCAAGCCCAGGAGUGUCUGUGGGAUCAGACAGUGUGGAUUUGGACCGGUCAGUAGAGAGAGUGAAUGAGUUUGAGGACGAGCGUACAGGAGAGGACGAGGAGCUGACAAGAGACACCACCUUCACCACAGAGAUAGAGGAGCUCACACGGGAGAGCGAGAUGCCGAUCCAGGAGUUGCGCAGUCUGUACGGCUACGAGGCGUCCGGCUCUCCUGAAGAAGAGGAAGAGGAGGAGGAAGAGGAAGAGGACGUGGAGGAGGAGGAGGAUGAAGAUGAUGAAGUGGAGGAGGGUGAUAAUGAUGAGAGCAGCAGGAGCACUGAGGAGCUCAAGAGGAACAAGGACGAUUGUGUGAAGGGUGUGUCUCAGGGUGUGGACAGUCAGAGUGGUGGUGAAGGCCGAUCUCUUUCUGCUAAAGACCUCAUCCGCUCUCAGAACUGCAGAUACUUUAACAAUAAUGAAGUGGAUGAGGAGUCUGAGGAGGAUGAGGACUACGUCCCCUCUGAGGACUGGAAAAAAGAGAUUAUGGUGGGGUCGAUGUAUCAGGCAGAAACUCCUGUAGGACUCAGUAAAUAUAAAGAGAACGAGCGAGUGUAUGAGAACGACGAUCAGCUGCUGUGGAACCCAGAGUUCCUCUCCGAGCACACGGUGGUGGAGUUUCUAACAGAGGCAUCUAAACGCACCGGGGACGAGACCGGGGUCGACGCCAUACCUGAGGGAUCACACGUCAAAGAUAACGAACAGGCGCUGUAUGAACUGGUAAAAUGUGACUUUGACCCAGAAGAAGCUCUGAGAAGACUGAGGUUUAAUGUUAAAGCAGCUCGAGAUGAGCUCUCUGUCUGGACGGAGGAGGAGUGUAGACAUUUUGAACAAGGCCUAAAGGCUUAUGGGAAAGAUUUUCACCUCAUCCAAGCCAACAAGGUCCGGACACGCUCGGUGGGAGAGUGCGUAGCCUUCUAUUACAUGUGGAAGAAGUCCGAGCGGUACGACUUUUUCGCUCAGCAAACGCGACUCGGCAAGAGGAAGUACAACCUUCACCCGGGAGUCACGGAUUAUAUGGAUCGGCUGUUAGAUGAGACCGAGAGCACGGCGUCGAGUCGAGCGGCGACGCCCCCUAACACCAUCGGCCAAUCGGAGAAGGAGGACGGCUCCGCCCACAACGGUUUGAGUGUUCACGGCUCGGUCCCCAACGCAGACGUGGAGACCAAACACGAGAACCCGCACUCGCCCCCCCGCGAUUCUAACGGCUGCGAACGCAACGGAUCGCUAAAGCGUCUGCAGGACGGCCAGAGUGCAGAACGGACGAGUAAAAAAUGCAGGACAGAAUCGGACCCCCACGUCCACGCCGACACGGACUCUUCCGAGGUGAAAGAGAACUGAGCCGCCGAGGCGGAACGCAUCCGGACCUUUCCGUCCACGUGAAACGGACUCUUCCGGCCUCACGGAACACUCGAUGCAGGAGACAUGAACUCCUCACGUCUGGUGGUGUGAAGAACACUGACCCGCCGGGGGAGCAGAAACCAAAGGCCAUACCAAACCCAAAUCAUGCAUGGGGUGAGGUUUAUUUUAUAGAUCCUGACGCUAGGAUUCAGUCCCCAUCCCAAAGUGGGCAUGGACGAGAUGCUCGUUAGCGCCCCCUGGUUUUACACACAUCAUGUCUAUUGUAUUUGUAGCGGAAUUCGCCUGAUUAUUUUUUUACCGUUGAGAUAUAUUUAUAUUUUGUAAGUGAAACACUCGUGCAGGUGAGCGAGCGGACGCCCGGAGAGAGACGGGGCAGGUGUGUGUGUGUGUGUGUGUGUGUGUGUGUGUGUGUGUGUGUGUCUCUCACGCCGGCGCUCCACAGCGUUUCUACAGAUUUGUACAGAAAUCACACUUUUGAUAACGCCUCUCUUCCUGAACUCUCACCUGCCUUUUCUUUACAGUUUGAUUAUUUUUGCGCUGCACAAAAAAAGACCUGGAGAUGAAAAUGAAAUGAAUCUCGUUCUCCUGA
Messenger RNA from Silurus meridionalis, 2075 nucleotides. It is a transcript of the gene mier1b, whose product is annotated as mesoderm induction early response 1b, transcriptional regulator. Gene Ontology annotation, cellular component: nucleoplasm. Lineage: Eukaryota; Metazoa; Chordata; Actinopteri; Siluriformes; Siluridae. The transcript is spliced from 13 exons. Gene Ontology annotation, biological process: negative regulation of transcription by RNA polymerase II. Gene Ontology annotation, molecular function: histone deacetylase binding; transcription corepressor activity. The coding region runs from base 65 to 1465 and encodes 466 amino acids. The record is from RefSeq and is a predicted model, not a curated record.